CCGGCGCCACGCCUCGCCCAGCGCUAGGAGCGAGGCGGCUGCCGUCCCAGCCAGCUGGCCCUAGCCCCGCGCCCGGGGAGCAGCCGAGCCCUUCUCCGCACGUGGGCAUGGGGAACCAGGUGGAGAAACUGACCCACUUAAACUACAAGGAAGUUCCCACGGCCGACCCGACCGGCAUGGACAGAGACGAGGGUCCCAGGAUCGGGGUGUCCUACAUCUUUUCCAAUGACGACGACGAGCUGGAGCAGCAGCAGCAGGACUCAGUGGCUCAGGAUAUGGGAGGCGAGCACCCCGCCCCGCAGCCCUAUGACCCUCGGUUGCAGGAGGUGGAGUGUUCGGUUUAUUAUCGGGAUGAGUGUAUCUACCAGAAGACCUUCGCUGGGGAUGAUACCGCACCAGAUGAGAGGGAUGGAGGAGGUGGGGGGCAACUGAGCACUUACACCCCAGAGAACCUGCUGAACAGAUGUAAACCAGGCGACCUGGUGGAGUUUGUGUGCCAGGCCCAGUACCCACACUGGGCAGUGUAUGUUGGGGAUUUUCAGGUAGUGCACCUGCAUCGGCUGGAGGUGGUGAACAGCUUCCUAACCGAUGCCAGCCAGGGCAGGAGAGGUCGCAUUGCCAACUAUUUGUACCGUUACAAGCCCCUGAGCCCGGCCACUGUGGUGCGGAAUGCCCUGGAGCAGGUGGGCUGUAAGGAUCGGGAGCUGAGCUGGAGGAACUCUGAGUGCUUUGCUGCCUGGUGCCGCUAUGGCAAACGGGAGUUUAAAAUUGGCGGGGAGCUCCGCAUAGGCAAGCAGCCCUACCGGUUGCAGAUCCGGCUGGGGGACAAACGCAGCCACACGCUGGAAUUCCAGAGCCUGGAGGAUCUGAUCAUGGAGAAGAGGAGGAAUGACCAGAUCGGUAGGGCUGCUGUGAUCCAGGAGCUCUCCAGCCAUCUGCAAGCUGCAGAGGAGGAAGAGGAGGAGGAUGAUCCAGGUGCCCAGACUGCUGCUGACUAGCAGCAUCAGCACCAUCAUGCUGCUUAGGCUGGGUGAUGGGGAUUAAAACUGAAGGCUGCGAAAUUGAGCUGUUAUAAGCCCUUUGGGCUGCUUCAGUGCAGCUUCAUUCCAAUCACAUGUGAAAGGAAGGGGGAAAGCUGAUUAAGUGUCUGCGCUUUAGUACUUAACUCCUUCAGUGCUUGGUAAAUCUCUGACUUAUUUGUAGAGGAUAAAACUCGGGGAGAUUCCACCACCCCCGUGUAUUACCUUCAUCCCCAAACCAUCAGUCUCUUGGCUGCUGGCAGGUAUGGAUCUUACAUGGUGCUGAGUGCUUUCAGUUUCUAUUGAGUUCAGUAGGAGAUGAGGGCAUUCAGCACCAUUUAGAAGGAGCCAGCACCUUGUAGGAUAGGGCCCUGUAGCUCUCAAGUGCAUGAUUGACCGGCCUAACUGGGAAAUUCAUUUUCCCCCACCCCCUUCCCUUGUCUCCUCUCCAUGUAGUUAUCUUGUGGUUCCUGUUAGUAUUACAGCAAGCUAUUUACCUUAGUCUGCUGGUGCCAGACCUUUGUGGCUUCACACCCAACCCCCAGUCCUCAAAGGAUUUAAGAGAUAAAUCAUGGUUAACUUUGUGAAAUAGGGUUUGACAUGCACGGUGUCAUCUUAAUUAAAGUCACUUGCAGACUGGCGAGGGGAAUCCCUGCCUGCCUGUUUGUGUGUGGCUUCCUUCUAUGUACAGUGGGCUAAGUUGUCCUGAUGGGGGUGGGAAAUGACCCGAAGUGGAGGUUUGCUGUGAUCAGGAUUGCUGUCUAUGCAUUAUAAUGCACUGAAACCUUUUGGGGGCUCUCUCUAUCACCGGCUUAACUGCAUCAGCAUUCAUUAGGGGGCUUGAUCCUGCUCCCACUGAAGUCAAUUGCAAAGUCCCCAUUGACUUCUGUGGUGCAGGAUUGGGCCCUAUAAGCAGCUUUUUCAUGUGUUUUUAGUGUGUUUGGGUGAGCUAGGGAUAAAUUAACCCUGGCAGGGGUGGUCUAGCAUUUUGGCCAAGCCCCACCAGAGGUGGGAGUCUUUAGCCAGUAUCAGCACUGCAUCAGUCUUGUUUUAAGGCUAUAGUACAAAUAGCACUUUGAUUUGGUUGCUUAAACACUUAAUCACAGGGAAUAAAGCAUGUCUUGAAUCCUACUGCCUGGAAUAUGUAGGCUAGUGAUUAACUGGUAAAAUUCCUAGUGGUAGGGGUCAGGAGAAGUUGCACAA
Molecule: messenger RNA, 2222 nt
Organism: Terrapene triunguis (Three-toed box turtle)
Lineage: Eukaryota; Metazoa; Chordata; Testudines; Emydidae
Gene: LRATD2
Product: LRAT domain containing 2
Exons: 2
Coding region: 108-998 (296 amino acids)
Source: RefSeq, a predicted model, not a curated record